Procambarus clarkii (red swamp crayfish) is the source of this 1542-nucleotide messenger RNA. The record is from RefSeq and is a predicted model, not a curated record. NCBI's taxonomy places the organism in Eukaryota, Metazoa, Arthropoda, Malacostraca, Decapoda, Cambaridae.
AUGGAGAAGUUUGAAAAUAGGAUGAAAGGUACAAGAAAUGAAAGACAAAAUGACGAAAAUAAGAGAAAAGAUAUGGAAGAAAUUAAACAAGAUAAACCAAAGAAAAUAACAGAAGAAAUGCAGUCAUGCAGAGACGUGUUGAAGCCCCAGGUCUCUAGAGGUCACGGAGAAGCUGAAGUGGCUCUCCAUCCUCCUGACUCCUCCAAACUGCCCCCAGAAGAGGGGCCUCCGUCAGCAGUCCCAGCAACUACGACAUCUCUCCUGCUGACACCAGACUUUACAGAUCAUGAGAAACCCUUUGGUGUUGGCACUGACCCUCCAGGUGUUGGCACUGACCCUCCAGGUGUUGGCACUGACCCUCCAGGUGUUGGCACUGACCCUCCAGGUGUUGGCACUGACCCUCCAGGUGUUGGCACUGACCCUCCAGGUGUUGGCACUGGCCCUCCAGGUGUUGGCACUGGCCCUCCAGGUGUUGGCACUGGCCCUCCAGGUGUUGGCACUGGCCCUCCAGGUGUUGGCACUGGCCCUCCAGGUGUUGGCACUGACCCUCCAGGUGUUGGCACUGACCCUCCAGGUGUUGGCACUGACCCUCCAGGUGUUGGCACUGACCCUCCAGGUGUUGGCACUGGCCCUCCAGGUGUUGGCACUGGCCCUCCAGGUGUUGGCACUGGCCCUCCAGGUGUUGGCACUGACCCUCCAGGUGUUGGCACUGGCCCUCCAGGUGUUGGCACUGGCCCUCCAGGUGUUGGCACUGGCCCUCCAGGUGUUGGCACUGGCCCUCCAGGUGUUGGCACUGACCCUCCAGGUGUUGGCACUGGCCCUCCAGGUGUUGGCACUGACCCUCCAAGUGUUGGCACUGGCCCUCCAGGUGUUGGCACUGACCCUCCAGGUGUUGGCACUGACCCUCCAGGUGUUGGCACUGGCCCUCCAGGUGUUGGCACUGACCCUCCAGGUGUUGGCACUGACCCUCCAGGUGUUGGCACUGACCCUCCAGGUGUUGGCACUGGCCCUCCAGGUGUUGGCACUGACCCUCCAAGUGUUGGCACUGGCCCUCCAGGUGUUGGUCAGUGCCAACACCUGGAAGGUGAUGAUGUUUGUGUGUUUAUUUGCGGAUCCGACGCCGGCUGUGCACUCAAGAACGUCGACGAGGAGGAGAACAGGAGGAGAACACGCGCGGGCUCGGGCCCCAGCCAAGCAACCAAGCCGGCAGCUUCAAAGCAGGAGGAAGGCGGCCGUGGCGGGGGUAAUUACUGUUACUCGACGCGGUUGUUUCUCAUGGGCGUCUUUGUUAGUGAAGAUGACGCCCUUCUGUCGUCUAACCUCUCAUCAUUUGAUGCUGGUGAGCAUCGCGAUAAGUGUGAGCAUGCUCUCCUACAGUCCGCGCCCGCCUGUCCAUCACGAUCCAUUGUGGCGCUGGGGAGAGGUCGGAGAGGAGGAGGGAAGUGUGAGGAAGGAGGUGGGGGAGGAGGGAUUAAGAAGAAGCGAGGUGAGAAGGGAAAAGGAGAUGAAGAAGAAGAGGUGAAAGGAAAACGAGAAUCUUGA